AUGAAGAGGACAAAGGAAUAUGAUGUCUUGAGGGAAAGUUCAUUCAAUGGAUAUGGUAAGAAGAAGCAUAGAACUUCCCUGUUUCCUAAUUCUGAAGAAUCUGACCUCAUGAACCAAAGUGGUCAUCAGAUGAGCAAACAUGCCCUAUAUUAUGUUGAAGGGGAUAACUAUUAUGGAGCUAAAGCAACUAUAAAUAUGUUGGAGCCAAAGAUACAGCAGCAACACAAGUUUACCUUCUCGCAGCUAUGGCUUCUCAGAGACUUAUUCAGACCUUAA
Eruca vesicaria subsp. sativa (arugula) is the source of this 276-nucleotide messenger RNA. The record is from the annotation of a GenBank genome assembly. Lineage: Eukaryota; Viridiplantae; Streptophyta; Magnoliopsida; Brassicales; Brassicaceae.